Molecule: messenger RNA, 1686 nt
Organism: Micromonas pusilla CCMP1545
Lineage: Eukaryota; Viridiplantae; Chlorophyta; Mamiellophyceae; Mamiellales; Mamiellaceae
Exons: 6
Coding region: 1-1686 (561 amino acids)
Biological process (GO): protein folding
Cellular component (GO): chaperonin-containing T-complex
Molecular function (GO): ATP-dependent protein folding chaperone; ATP binding; ATP hydrolysis activity
Source: RefSeq, a predicted model, not a curated record
AUGAUCCAACCUCAAAUCGUGCUCCUCCGCGAGGGCACGGACACGUCCCAGGGGAAAGGGCAGCUCAUCUCGAACAUCAACGCGUGCAUGGCGGUCGGCCCGCGCGGUCUCGAUAAGCUCGUGCACGACGAUAAGGGCGUGACGACGAUCUCCAACGACGGCGCGACGAUCAUGAAGCUUCUCGACAUCGUCCACCCCGCGGCGAAGAGCCUCGUGGACAUCGCGAAAUCGCAAGACUCGGAGGUGGGCGACGGCACGACCACGGUCGUCAUCCUCGCCGGAGAGUUCCUCCGCGAGGCGAAGCCGUUCGUCGAGGACGGCGUGCACCCGCAAAACAUCAUCAAGUGGUUCCGCGCCGCCGCGCGCAUGGCGGUGGAUAAAGUGCGAGAGAUCAGCGUCUCCAUCGAGGGCGCGUCGCCGGAGGAGAAGUCCGAGCUGCUCAAGAAGUGCGCGAUGACGACGCUGUCGUCUAAGCUCGUGGGCGGCGAGAAGGAGUUCUUCGCGCAGAUGUGCGUCGACGCGGUGAACACGCUGGACCAAGGCGCGUUCAUAUUUCUGUACACUGAUUUGCUCGACCCGAGGAUGAUCGGCGUGAAGAAGGUGAUGGGCGGGUCCAUGCGCGACUCGUUCCUCGUCGACGGCGUCGCGUUCAAGAAGGCGUUCUCGUACGCCGGGUUCGAGCAGCAGCCGAAGUACUUCGAGAACCCGAAGGUGCUCGCGCUGAACCUCGAGCUCGAGCUCAAGUCGGAGCGCGACAACGCCGAGGUGCGGCUCUCGGACCCGUCCAAGUACCAAGAGAUCGUCGACGCGGAGUGGAACAUCAUCUACGACAAGCUCGAAAAGUGCGUCGCGUCCGGGGCGAAGAUCAUCCUCUCCCGGCUCGCUAUCGGCGACCUCGCGACGCAGUACUUCGCCGACCGCGGCGUGUUCUGCGCCGGGAGGCUUCAGGAGGAGGAUCUCGUGCGCGUCACCAAAGCCACCGGGGCCAAGGUACAGACGACGGUGAACGACUUGAACGACGAACAGCUCGGCUCGUGCGCGGUGUUCGAGGAGAAACAGGUUGGGAACGAGCGUUUCAACCUCUUCCGCGGCUGCCCCGCGUCGAAGACGUGCACGAUGGUGCUGCGAGGCGGCGCGGAGCAGUUCAUCGAAGAGGCGGCGCGGUCGCUCAACGACGCCAUCGAGAUCGUCCGCAGGGCGGUUAAGAACGCCGCGAUCGUUCCCGGCGGCGGCGCGAUCGACAUGGAGCUCUCCCGUCAUCUCCGCGAUUACGCGCGCACGGUCGCGGGCAAGGGGCAGCUCUUCAUCAACGCGUUCGCGAAAGCCCUGGAGGUGAUCCCGCGCCAGCUGUGCGACAACUCCGGCUUCGACGCGACGGACGUGUUGAACAAACUGCGGCAGAAGCACGCGUCCGGCGACCCCUCGGGCGCCAACUACGGGUUGAACGUCAACGACGGCGGCAUCAUGGACACGUACGAGGCGUUCAUAUGGGAGCCCGCGCUCGUGAAGAUCAACGCCAUCUCCGCCGCGUGCGAGGCGACAUGUCUGGUGUUAUCCAUCGACGAGACGGUUAAGAACCCGCGGAGCGAGGGAGCGGACGGGCAACCGAUUCACGCGCCGGGAGGGCGGGGCGGGCGCGGCGGAAGAGGACGCGGACGCGGACGCGGACGCGGGAUGCGACGCUGA